Molecule: messenger RNA, 8338 nt
Organism: Nyctereutes procyonoides (raccoon dog)
Lineage: Eukaryota; Metazoa; Chordata; Mammalia; Carnivora; Canidae
Gene: FBXL3
Product: F-box and leucine rich repeat protein 3
Exons: 5
Coding region: 452-1735 (427 amino acids)
Biological process (GO): SCF-dependent proteasomal ubiquitin-dependent protein catabolic process; regulation of cell cycle; entrainment of circadian clock by photoperiod
Cellular component (GO): cytosol; SCF ubiquitin ligase complex; nucleus
Molecular function (GO): protein binding
Source: RefSeq, a predicted model, not a curated record
GCCCAGACCUUGGAGCCCGCUGGGGGCGUUUCCCCGCCGCGCCCGCUUCAAAACCUGUCAACAAGGCGUGGUGCGUGGUGCGUGUGCGGGCGGGCUCGGGGCCGCCGGCGCCCGGAUCUGUUACCUUGGCGGGGCUUGUGACGGGCGCCGCGGAGCUCGCGCGCUGCGCUCCAGGCUCUCCCCGGCGUAGGCUGCGCUCGAGCGGCGUUAAGCUGUCACCACAGGCUGCCCGGGGCAGAGCGCGUGACGGCUGUCGGGGAGAGCCCGCCCGUGGAGGUGGCGCGGGAGGAGGGGCCGCCGCGGCCCGGUAGCCCAAGUGGAAAACUUGGUCAACUUGGAGGAGCAGCUUCGCGCCUGCCUGAGGCGUAGGGCGGCGUUUCCGGUGGAGCUGCAGGCAGGGAGCAGGAAGCAGCUAAUAUUAAAUGAUCCGUCGUGUCUCCAAGCUGAGAGGAUGAAACGAGGAGGAAGAGAUAGUGACCAUAAUUCAUCAGAAGAAGGUACAGAGAAAUCUAAGAAACUGAGGACUACAAAUGAGCAUUCUCAGACUUGUGAUUGGGGUAAUCUCCUUCAGGACAUUAUUCUCCAAGUAUUUAAGUAUUUGCCUCUUCUUGACCGGGCUCAUGCUUCACAAGUUUGCCGCAACUGGAACCAGGUAUUUCACAUGCCUGACUUGUGGAGAUGUUUUGAAUUUGAACUGAAUCAACCAGCUACAUCUUACUUGAAAGCUACACAUCCGGAGCUGAUCAAACAGAUUAUUAAAAGACAUUCAAACCAUCUGCAAUAUGUCAGCUUCAAGGUGGACAGCAGCAAAGAAUCAGCUGAAGCAGCUUGUGAUAUAUUAUCACAACUGGUAAAUUGCUCUUUAAAAACACUUGGACUUAUUUCAACGGCUCGGCCAAGCUUUAUGGAUUUACCAAAGUCUCACUUUAUUUCUGCCCUGACGGUAGUGUUUGUAAACUCCAAAUCCUUGUCCUCGCUUAAGAUAGAUGAUACCCCAGUAGAUGAUCCAUCCCUCAAAGUACUAGUAGCCAACAACAGCGAUACACUCAAGCUGCUGAAAAUGAGCAGCUGUCCUCACGUCUCUCCAGCAGGUAUCCUUUGUGUGGCUGACCAAUGUCAUGGCUUACGUGAACUGGCUCUGAAUUACCACUUGUUAAGUGAUGAAUUGCUGCUUGCUUUAUCUUCUGAAAAACAUGUCCGAUUAGAACAUUUGCGCAUUGAUGUAGUCAGUGAGAAUCCUGGACAGACACACUUCCAUACUAUUCAGAAAAGCAGCUGGGAUGCUUUCAUCAGACAUUCACCAAAAGUGAACUUAGUGAUGUAUUUUUUUUUAUAUGAAGAGGAAUUUGAUCCAUUCUUUCGGUAUGAAAUACCUGCCACCCAUCUUUACUUUGGGAGAUCAGUAAGCAAAGACGUGCUUGGCCGUGUGGGAAUGACAUGCCCGAGACUAGUUGAACUAGUAGUAUGUGCUAAUGGAUUACGGCCACUUGAUGAAGAGUUAAUUCGCAUUGCAGAACGUUGUAAAAAUUUGUCAGCUAUUGGACUAGGGGAAUGUGAAGUCUCAUGUAGUGCCUUUGUUGAGUUUGUGAAGAUGUGUGGUGGCCGCCUGUCUCAGUUAUCUAUUAUGGAAGAAGUACUAAUUCCUGACCAAAAAUAUAGUUUGGAGCAGAUCCACUGGGAAGUAUCCAAGCAUCUUGGUAGGGUGUGGUUUCCAGACAUGAUGCCCACUUGGUAAAGACCAAAAGAUGUAGGGCAUGAUGAAUAAUAGCACCUUAAUGUUAAGCAUAAUGUAUUAUAAUAAGAGUUUAUUUCCUGUAGUUCUGAUGUGAUUCUAUUUUGUGGCAUGGAAAUUUGAUAUCUGCAUUGAAUAUGUAAGGAUUGUUUAUUGGGAGACCCAUGGACCGGUUUCAGUUGGAAAACUUCAUUUCUUUCUUUAGCCUAAUAGCAGUCAAAGCUCGGAAAAAAAUUUUAAGUGUGGUUCAGAUCUGAAAGUGACCAGUUAUGAAGAUUAAACAUUUUACAGUCUGAAACAAAACCUAUAUAUUAUAGUAUCUGAGAAGUGAGUACUCAAAUAGGUUUUCCAAAAUGUUAUGUUCUCUAUGCAUUUUUUAAAAAUGUAAACUUGACAUUUUAGGGUCUUUAGUUAUACAUACACCUGUUAUAAGGUGUUUAAUAUAGCUCAGGACAGAGCAUUUUGUGAGAAAAAUGUAGGAUAUAUCAAAUGAGAUUGAACGUUCUCAAAUAUGUUACAGAUCUAUUUAAAGAGGUAUGUAUAAGUAAUUGGAUCUCUUAGAAAACUCCAAGUGUCCCAGUGGUUAUUAUAGAAGGAUAAUAAAAGAGCCAAGAUCAAAUUAAAAGAAAAAAACAGAAAGGGAGGAAGUGUUUAGCUUUGUAUAAACUUUCAGGUUUGCUCUAUAAUCUGCUAAACCAUAUAAAUUCUCUUCUGUGAUGUUACUAUGUAUGUGACUUUGGCAUCCUAUGUAAAGUCAGGAAUGCUUUACCAGUUCUCCUUGGUUUUGUUUAUCUUUAAGCUAAUUUUGAAAUAUUAUAUGGUAAUUGAAAUGAAAAGCUUAUCUAUUUAAAAAAGGCCAAAUUGACGUAAAUAAAGGUAGAAUUUUAAAAUGUUUAUAAAAUAUUUCCAUGAAAGAAUAUUAUUCUCCUGUGAAUUUUAGUGAUGGCUCAUUUUUCCACUUGGAAUUAAGGAAUUAAAUAGUUAUCUAAGUAGAACUUUCAAAAAUUAUAAAAGGAGCAUCAAUGUACAGUUCUGCAUAAACAAGUAAACUUAAAAGAGGAUAUAUUUAAGUUCAUAAUCAUAUUUUUGAGUAAAUAUUGCUCAGCGGACUGGAAAAUUUUAAUAGAAAAAUGUGCAGUUUUGUGAUUGUUAAUUUGGUUAAAACGCUAUUUUAUAUUAUUUAAGUUAGAUAACAUUUUUAUUACUUUCAUAUGAAUAAAGUUAAUCCAUAUAUUUCUGUAAAAAUACUAAGUUUUGGGCUACAUUUAGUUUUUUUAGGUAUUACAUAAGCUUUGAUUCUGAGCACUAGUGCUAGUAGAUAUUACCUUCCUAAGGGAAAUUAGGAGUAAUUUUACCCCAAUGGACUAAUAUAUUAAUGCUUGAAACUUUUAGAAAGCAUUUUAGUAAUUAUGGAAACUAACAGUCUUACAGAUCUAAUCUAUUUUUUAAAUAGAUUACCUUCCAAAGAAUAAAGUAAAAGGUGAUUUUCUGCCUAAUUUAUCUUUUUCAAAAGUCAUGGUAUUUUCUUCUCCUAUAAAUGAGAAGAAAAAAGGCUGAUCCAGACUUGGAAAUAAAAAGCAAUUGUUAUAAUAUUUUCCCUUCUUACUAAAUAGUAAAUAGCUUUGCACAAGAAAUCCCUGUCUUAGUGGAUGAAGCCUGUUUUCCUUGAACAACUUUGGAAAAUGGAUUUGACAGUACAUAAUCAGUUCUAACCAAAGCUUUAUUUGGAAAUUUACUUUUUUGUACAAAUUGAAUUAUAUAAUGCUUGAAAUACUUUAAGUCACUUUAUAAGCAAAAUGCAUAGCACUUACUUUGUUUAUACUGUAAAGUAUGUUAAAUGCUUUUAUCAAUUUGAGAAUAAAGAUAGUUACUAAUGCUGUUGUAUUACUGUAGUUUUUAAAAACUACCCUAAUAUAGGUGCUUGAUUUUCUAACAAGCAUACAGAUUUAUGGUUUUAAUUUCCAAUUUGUAUUUAAUAAAUACAGUGUUUAAUUUUAAAUGUUUAUGGUAGAAUGACUAUUUUGAAGAUGUAAGAUUAGGCAAAUGGAAUCUAUUCCUGAAGCUCUGAUGACUAAGGUGAUAGGGAAUAAAAACUGACCAUGAAAUGUAAAUGUUCUUCAAAUUUUAUAAAGAAAAUGGUUAAAUUAAAAAGAAUAGACUCUGCUUUUAAAAUAAGUAUCUAUAAAACAGGAGCACCUGGAUGGCUCAGUGGUUGAGCCUCCGCCUUCAGCUCAGGUGGUGAUCCCAGAGUCCUGGGGUCAAGUCCCAUAUCAGGCUCCCCAGAGGGAGCCCACUUCUCUGACUAUGCCUAUGUCUCUGCUUCUCUUUGUUUCUCAUGAAUAAAUAAAUAAAAUCUUAGAAAAGAAUUAUAAAACAUUAUUUUGAAAUAGAAUUUUUAAAAGUCCUUGAAACCAAGUGGCCUUUUUUUAUUUUUUGUUUUAUUUAUUUAUGAUAGGCACACAGUGAGAGAGAGAGAGAGGCAGAGACACAGGCAGAGGGAGAAGCAGGCUCCAUGCACCGGGAGCCCGACGUGGGGUUCGAUCCCGGGUCUCCAGGAUCGCGCCCUGGGCCAAAGGCAGGCGCCAAACCACUGCGCCACCCAGGGAUCCCCCCAAGUGGCCUUUUCAUAGAGAAAUGUCUUGUAUACAUCCAUACAAUCAGAAUGGUUUGUUGGGUUUUUUUUUUGUUGUUGUUGUUUUAAAGAUUUACUUACUUUAGAGAGAGCUGGGGGGAGGGGCAGAGGGACAAAGAGUCCUAAGCAGACUCUGCUGUGCGCAGAGCCCCACGUGGGCUUGACCCACAACUCAAUCUCAUGACCCUGAGAUUACAACCUGAGUAUGACACUUAGUGGACUGCACCACCCAGGCAUCCCAACCGGAAAGUUCUUAAACUAUUGAAAUUAUUUUCAUUUUGUCUUAACAGCUUCCAGAAAAUAAUUUCAAUUUCUCUUGGUAAUCUGGGCUAUUUUAACAAUACUAUCAGAAAAAAACAAAAAAACAAAAACCAAACCAAGUAUGACUAAAGAUGAAAUCAAUUUACUGCAUUCAAAGAAAUUAUAUUUAUGGAAAAGCUUAGAAUAGAUAAAUUCGGAGGAGUUUGUGAAGAAGGCUCAGGCCUGAACUAGGGUCCUUUAAGAAACUGUAAGUAAUCUGUACUUCAUACAUAACUGCGAACAAUCUUUGCAAAUUCCAGCUUCAGUUUAUCUGAGGUUUUGCUGUUAUCAAGCUGCCAGAAAAAUGUCCCUGCUUCCUGAAACCCAAAAUGGACACAAAGCCCUUUAUUCUUAAAGUGAACUAAGAGCUUAUUAUCCUUAAAAUAAUCAGUACAGUAAAAGAAUAUAGUUUUAAGUAGGGGAGGGAAAAUGUAGAUAGGCAAAUUUGAGAGCACAGGAAGCUACUUGGACAAUGAAGGGGAAACAAACUUUGGCCAGCCCAUUUGCUUUUGGCUGUGAACAGAGAAAAGCAAGCAUAUGAUUUUGGAACACUGUUGUGUAACAUACCAACAAUUAAAAAAAAAAAAUCUUGAAGUAUACCAAAAAAUUCAUUAAGUACCACCAGACCAGAUUAUAAACCUAGAUGAAGUUUCCUAAGACUUUUUUUCCCCUGAUUUCAAAGGAGCCAAUAUCAGGCGUUCCAAAUAUUUAACGUUUAGUAUUUUAACAUUUUGACUAUAUUUCUGUAUGUACCUAUUAAAAUACAUUUGAUGGGCAGCCCGGGUGGCUCAGCUAAAUUAGCGCCACCUUCAGUCCAGGGUGUGAUCCUGGGGAACUGGGAUCGAGUCCCGCAUCGGGCUCCCUGCAUGGAGCCUGCUUCUCCCUCUGCCUUUGUCUCUGCCUCUCACUCUGUGUCUCUCAUGAAUAAAUAAAUAAAAUCUUUAAAAUAUAUAUAUAUAUUUGAUGAUACUUUGUGGGUAUAUGUACUUAAUACUGAACCAGAAUUAAUGAGGAUAUAUUUACUCUAAAGCCCUAAGUCAAAUUUCAACAAAAUUAACAAAAUGGUUUCUCUAAAAAUAGAGGAAAUUUUAUUCAUUCAUAACAAAUUAACAGGAAAAAUAGAAACCAUGUUUAAGUUAUAUAGUAGAUCAAAGGACAGCAAAAUUUAAUUGGCAAAUUCCCACCUGGCCAUAAUUUGGUUUUUCAUCUACCAUUUUGAAAGCAUGUUCAUUCCAAGUCUGCUCCAAAAGCCCUACUUCAUCUUGGAAGUACAGUUGACAAGUUUGGUAAAUUCUUAAGUACUAAUAUGAAUUUUAUGCUCUGUGCUAUAGUCACCUGAAUUUACCUAUUUUCACAGAAUUCCUUCAUUUGUUCAUAUUCUUAGGAACUGAAAAAUAUUGAAUGCUUUUUCUAACGUGACUGUUUAGAAUCUUGGCUUUAAAAUUCAAAUUCCACAUCCAGAUGUACUCCUCUGUCUUUGCUACAGAACCAAGUUCUGUGUUUUAGAGUUAACACAAAUGUGGCACAAGAGUUUUUGCUUGUUACCCUAGCACUGUUCUAGAAAAUCCAAAAUUGUUUUCCCAGAUCAAUUUUCCUAAAUAUCCACUAAAAGUUGGCAUUGCCCAACUUCAGCCACUAGGUGGUGAUAACACAUGAAUCCAAGUUUGUGGCAUUCUGAAGACAACUAGCAGGUUUAAGAGGCAAAAUUAAUUAUGAAUAUUUAGGCACUAUUACCAUGAGUACAUAGGCUAAAUGGUAGGCAGUGAAACAGAGUUCUCAUAUAGGUGUGCAAGACUUUGCCUCUGUGCAGUAAGCAGAAUAAUGCAGUGCCUCCCAGGCUAUCUGUGGUAAAGGGCUGGGUUUUUAUUCUCAGAUUCUUGUACUAUGUAUAGUUUUGAAAAAUACAAUAAAAAUGAAUUCCUAGACAAAUGAGAUAAAAGCAGAAACAUACAAAAUACAAGCCAUUACUAGAUUCAACAUAAAAUUACUUCAAUAAGUUGCUUUAAAAGAAGUUUCUGACCAGUAUAUCAGUAUAUUUCCUAUCAGUAUAUUUACUUGACCAGUAACCUCUGGUGCUGAUAACACGUGCAGGCACUGGUCUGAGGACUACACUUUGAGUAGCAAUGAAACCUUGCUUGAUAGUGUAUGUCAUGGAGUCAACAGAACCGGUUCAAAAUGUGGCUCUGUUACCAGUAGUUAGGUCGCCUUGGAAAGGUCACUUAAGGGAUCCCUGGGUGGCUUAGCAGUUUACUGCCUGCCUUUGGCCCAGGGCGUGAUCCUGGAGUCCCAGGAUCGAUUCCUGCAUCAGGCUCCCUGCCUUGAGCCUGCUUCUCCUCCCUCUGCCUGUGCCUCUGCCUCUCUCUGCGUGUGUCUCUCAUGAAUGAAUAAAUAAAAUCUUUAAAAAAUAAUAAUAAGUCACUUAACCUUUCUAAGCCCCAACUGACUCAUUUGGAUCAGGUAAAUAAUACCCACAUUUAGGCUUUGUAGGAGAAUCCAGUGAGAUUGUACUAACCUCUCAAGAGGCACUCAAUGUUAGUAGAAACCGAGUAACAAUUUACAUAUUACAGAUGGUCUCUGCUUCAUCAUCUUACUGACUGGUGUUUUUUCCAUGAAUAGACAGUAUUUGGUUGAUCAUUAAACAUCUGAAGGACCUUGAAACCUUGUUUGAUGGGACUAAGUGGAAGCACAGCUACUUGGAGAUCCUGACAAAAACCUGUCCCCUAUCUGACAGGUUUAGGGAAAAUGUCAGCUUCCAGAAAAUAACUUCCAAUUUCUCUUGAAGCCUAUUCACCCAGAUGUAUCUGCAGUCAUACUUCUGUGUCUUAGGUGUUUGAAGAACUGCAGAAGCAAACUGUCAGCUCAAAGUCUAGGUUAUUACUAUAAAACCCAGGAAAGGUUCGUAAACUACAUUAGGCCAGAUCAAGGAUGGCACUUUGUCCUUUGAUUCAUCACUAUAGCUACCAUUUACUGCAACUUUCCCUUGAAAAAUACACAUGGCUUCAAUCUUUACAACAGUCCUGACAGAUGAAUCAUCUUAGACAUACGGACACUAAGGUUCAGAAAUGCCUUAUGAGCCAUCUAAAUCACAAAAUGCCAGUUACUAGCUAUAAUUCUCAAAUGCUAGCUAGAAACUUGUACUAUUGAACACUGUUUUUACCUCAUUUAGAAGCACAAUUGCUACAGCUAUGGUGUCCAAAUUAGUCUUUAAGUGAAUAGAACAAAAUCAAACUGCUAGAUCUGGUCCCGAAAGUUACAAAAGCUGUGACAUCAGUCUAAACCACCAAAAAGUGCUUAAAUGAAAACCAUAACUACCGUACCACGAAAAAGUAGCUCCUGCCAUGAAAAUGUCACUGAGGGUAUUUUAAAAAAAUCUUGGCAUACCAUAUCCACAAUUUAAAAAUAAGGGGUACAAAGAUCCUAUAUAUCUGAUAUGAACUAUAAUUCAUACUAACAAAGGCUUGGAGUUUGAAAUCAAGAUUACCUAAUGUACAAUGUACUCACUUUGGCCAAUGCAGUAAGAGUUUCAGCUUCUCUCCAAAAAAGUCCUGAGAUGAUAUGCGGCAAUUCUGCCCAGGUGCAUUUCUGCUCCAAGGCAGAAAGGCCUAAGAAAUCCACAAAUGUAAAAUCACCCCCUGAAAAAUAUAUAUAUGCUGGUGAUAGAAGGAAAAAAAGAG